Messenger RNA from Juglans regia (Persian walnut), 1575 nucleotides. RefSeq names its product flavonoid 3'-monooxygenase CYP75B137-like. The transcript is spliced from 2 exons. NCBI's taxonomy places the organism in Eukaryota, Viridiplantae, Streptophyta, Magnoliopsida, Fagales, Juglandaceae. Gene Ontology annotation, molecular function: heme binding; oxidoreductase activity, acting on paired donors, with incorporation or reduction of molecular oxygen; monooxygenase activity. The record is from RefSeq and is a predicted model, not a curated record. Bases 1 to 1575 code for a protein of 524 amino acids.
AUGGGAUGGUGGAGGUCCUAUGCUAGCGACGAGAGAUUACCUAACUCAACUCUCACUGUUUCGAUCGGUAUAUUUGCAAUGUUAUCGUUGCUAUGGGCCGUCAAGAAACAAAGAAAGACUACACCUCCAUUGCCACCAGGUCCCCGUGGCUUGCCGAUAGUCGGGUACCUUCCAUUUAUAGGUGUAGAACUUCAUACCAAAUUUCAGCAAUUGGGUGGGAUCUAUGGCCCCAUCUAUAAGGUUUGGCUUGCAAAUAAAUUGUGCAUUGUGAUUAGCUCACCGUCGCUUGUUAAAGAAGUUGUUCGUGACCAAGACGCAAUAUUUUCUAACCGUGAUUCAAACAUAGCUACACUAGCUGUCACAUAUGGUGGAACCGAUAUUGCUUUUUCCCCGAAUGGUCCUAACUGGAAGAUGUUGCGGAAGAUGUUUGUGAGAGAGAUGCUAAGUCCAGCAAAUCUUGAUACUACCUUCGCUUUACGAAAAGAAGAGGUAAGGAAUACCAUUAGAAAUGUGUAUGAAAAAAAAGGCACCCCCAUAGAUUUAGGGGAAGUAGAGUUUGUAACGGUAAUGAAUGCCAUCAUGAACAUGUUGUGGGGUGGCACGCUAAGUGGAGAGGAAGGGGCUAAGUUUGGAGCAGAGUUUAAGCAUAUCUUUGCAGAAUUAUUGAUCCUUCUAGGAAAACUGAAUGUUUCGGACCUUUUUCCGGCUUUAGCAAGAUUUGAUUUACAAGGGAUCGAAAGGAAAGCAAAGAGGAUUUCCCAAACCAUUGACGGAGUACUUGAAUAUGCCAUUGACAAACAGAUAAAGAGUUUGACCAAGGCCAAAGAAGAGGGAACGACACGGACAAGACAAAAGGACUUUUUGCAAGUCCUCUUGGAACUAAGGGAGCGAAACGAUGGUGCACCAUCAAUGAGUAUGACCCAACUGAAGGCCGUGCUUUUGGACAUAGUGGUGGCUGCAACCGAUACCAUAACGAUCAUGUCGGAAUGGGUGAUGGCAAGGCUAAUGAAGCAUCCAGAGAUAAUGAGAAAAGUUAAUGAAGAAUUAACAGCAAUUGUGGGGUUGGACAACUUAGUUGAAGAAUCUCAUUUGCUCAAAUUACAUUAUUUAGAGGUUGUGAUUAAAGAGACGUUGCGUUUGCACCCACCAGUUCCUUUUCUAGUACCUCGUACUCCAAGCGAAUCUAGUAUCAUUGGAGGGUACCAUGUACCCAAAGGUUCUAAGAUCUUGCUACAUGUUUGGGCUGUACAAAGGGACCCAAAGUAUUGGGACAAUCCAUUGGAAUUUAAACCUGAGAGGUUUCUAAAUGAUCCUUGUGGUAGAUUUGAUUUUUUAGGCAACAAUUUUAAGUAUUUUCCAUUUGGGUCAGGGAGAAGAAUAUGUGCGGGGCUUACACUAGGGGAUAGAACACUCAAAUAUAUGCUGGCUUCAUUUUUUCAUUCAUUCGAGUGGAAAUUGCCGCAGGGUUCAGAAAUGGAUUUUUCAGACACUUUCGGUCUUUCUGUCAAGAAGAAGAAUCCAGUCAUUGCAAUUCCAACACCAAGGUUAUCCAAAUCUGAGUUCUACACAAAAUAG